GGGGAGUUAAUCUAAUAUUUGUUUACCUUUGGAGUCGUGGUCGGUUGGGAGAAGAUAUUGCAUAGUUCUGAUGAUUCUCCCCAUGUCCUGAUGACUACAAAGAACAUACAGCAAUGACUUAAGGAGGUAUAUCUUGAGUACCUAUCUUCUCCUUGUGUUUUGUAUGUUACAUCUGAGCGAAGUAAGAUAUAAAACAGAUAAUUGGUCUGGCCGCUGAUUGUUGAAGCAGGAUGUUGUCCACGCCACUACAGAGACGACAGGCCGUCAUUUUUAUCCUGGGAUGGCUCGCUUACGCCUCCACGUAUUUGCUGCGAAAACCUCUAGGUGUUGUGAAGACAGACUUAGAAGAGUCACUUUCUAUUGGUAAAACACAGUUAGGAUGGCUAGAUACGGCUCUGUUGCUACCUUAUGCUCUAAUGCAGAUGUUGUUGGGGCCGUUAGGAGACAGGUUUGGACCCAGGAGAACUUUUGGAGUCUGUUUGCUGAUGUCUGCCUUAUCCAUGGUCACAUUUGGAAGUUGGAGUAAUUUCUGGAUCUUCUUCUUAUUACUUUUCAUAAAUGGAACAGCACAGGCCCAGUGCUGGCCUAACUGUAUUAAGUGCCUGGGAUCCUGGUAUGCAGAUGAAGUCAGAAAUAGCAUGUUCGGAAUGUUUGGGACGUGUGCCUUUGCAGGGGGCAUCAUGGGAACUUCUCUGGCAGUUUAUCUACAGACUUCCUACUCCUGGAGAAGUGCAUUUUUUCUUCCUUCUGUGAUAGUGGCGACACUUGGUGUGCUUGUCUUCCUAUUCUUCAGCACUCCUGAAGAACAAAGCAUAGAAAUACCGGGGAAAACACAGAGUUCAACAUCAUCAAAAUCUACAGGAAGCACCUCAUGGCUACAGAUGUGGAAAAUCCCGAUGUUACCUGAGGUUGCUGUAGCAGUCUUCUGCUUAAAAGUUGUGAGAUACUGCAUGUAUAUGUGGUUACCAAUGUAUCUAUUGAAUGCUUUAAAGUACACCAAAGCCCAGGCUGGUAUGUUUUCUACAACAUUUGAGGUGGGUGGAGUAUUAGGCAGUGCUGUCAUAGGCAUUGUCAUAGACAGGUAUUUUAAGGGCCGAUCUCUAGCGGGUACCGGUUAUUCUGUGGCUUUAUCGGCUGUCUCCCUCCUGGCGUUUUAUCUGACCAGUACCUGGGGUAUCGUCUUUAACACUGUGUUCAUGUUUCUAGCUGGAGUAUUCAACUGUGGCCCUGACAGCAUCCUAGGUGGAUCCAUCCCAAAUGAACUGGGAGAGAUGGAUGGAAGAAAUGCUGCAGCUGCUGCUGUUGGUCUUGUCAAUGGUUUUGGCAGUGUGGGGACAUUUUUGGAGGGUCCCAUUAUUGGGGUGAUAUCAGCAAACUACGGCUGGUCUGGGAUGUUCUAUCUUAUGAUCGGACUAUCAGGUGUCGGCGCCCUGGCCGUCCUACGUGCUCUGUCUAUUUAUAACAGAAGAAAUGGGAAAAUACCAGAUGCUAUACCAUUAAAAAUGGAAGACAUUGCAUAAUAAAUAGGAACCAAUUCAUAGUCCCAUGCUGCUGUUUUGUGCCAAUUUCUAGGAAAACUUCUGGAAGGUGGCUGUUCUUACGUUAUAUGCAAAAAUUCUUCCUCAGGGUAUUUUAUUAGUCAACUUUGAUGUUGAAUACUGUUCGUUGUCUCCAUAUUCUUCCCUUAUGAGGUUUGUAUGUACAUGAAGACUUAAUUGAUGAUAUAAGCAACAGCAGAAUAUGGUCAGGUGACCUUAUUAUUCAAAGAAGAUGCAGUUUGAUGAAAGGACAAGUUUUGCAAUAACACAGAAGUCCUUUGUUAAUCAUGAGGGAUUUUAUCUAUUUAUUUUUUGUUGCUGUGACUAGUACAAUGUAUUAAGACAUUUACUGAUGUUUUUCUGGUAGAAAAGUGGUAAAUUAUAGAACAUAAAUAGAUAGAAGAAAAUGUGUAUUAGACAAAAGCAAAUAAGUCCCAGUAAGGUUUUUUUUCUUGGUUUAUGAUAUCUCAGCUUUACUAUGUAUAUUAUUUAAUGUAAAAAACAGUGUAAUACUAGGAUAUUUUUCCUACUAAGGGUUCUAGUGUAACAAAAGAUAUUUUGUUUGUGAUUUGUAUCUGAUAUGCAAUAAUUUUUUAGUUAAAUUUACUAUUUUAGUGUAUAAAUUAUGUUUAACAAGCAUUAUAUGUUUGUUGAAAUAUCUGUGUGCAAAUUUUGCAGUUCAUGUGUAUCUACUCUGCGUGUGCAAAAUGUCCACAUAUUUAAUGAAUGAUAUUUAAAUAAAGAUAUUCAAGCUUGAGA
Saccostrea cuccullata (small rock oyster) is the source of this 2297-nucleotide messenger RNA. RefSeq lists its product as uncharacterized. Gene Ontology annotation, cellular component: membrane. NCBI's taxonomy places the organism in Eukaryota, Metazoa, Mollusca, Bivalvia, Ostreida, Ostreidae. The coding region runs from base 231 to 1520 and encodes 429 amino acids. Gene Ontology annotation, molecular function: transmembrane transporter activity. Gene Ontology annotation, biological process: transmembrane transport. The record is from RefSeq and is a predicted model, not a curated record. The transcript has 14 exons.